Molecule: messenger RNA, 3125 nt
Organism: Mercenaria mercenaria
Lineage: Eukaryota; Metazoa; Mollusca; Bivalvia; Venerida; Veneridae
Product: serine-aspartate repeat-containing protein F-like
Exons: 5
Coding region: 220-2499 (759 amino acids)
Source: RefSeq, a predicted model, not a curated record
UUCAUUCUAAUCUACGUAACGUACUCUUCACCACGGAAACGUGUUAAUCUAUUUAACGUUUCGUUUCGCUUCGCUAAAACCUUUACUUUUCGUGGUUGGAGUGUGUGAAGGUGUUGGGUUCUAUAUUGUGAAUGGAUGUGUUUCUGUAAUCGCCCACAAUAAAUUGCCAGCGAUAAUUAAUAUUUCGUGUUACAAGUCAGUGAAAAGUGUGUGUAAAUAAUGAAAGGAGGUUACGAUCAGAACGACUCGGGACAAUACAGCAAUAUGACCUACAGCAGUAACUAUUUACCUAGGACGGAUCCAGAAAAGGGAUUUGAUGCCCAUGACGCUGUAUUAAAGGCGAACGCACGGACGAAAAAAUGGAUCGCACAUUCUGUUGUUGUGGGCAGUAUUGCUGUGCUAACCCUUGCAGGCAUCAUGGUGGGCCUGUAUCUGUCAGGAAACCUGAAAGAUGACGAGAAAGAAAUACCUGUAGUGUCAGAAAAUGCGGCUCAGGCUGGGCGAGGUGACGCUCUCACAGGAGGAUCCAUGGCAGGUGGUGCGGGCAAGAAAAAACUUGACGGAAAUUUGAACGAACUGGGAGGUAUACAUGCAGUAACACCACGCCCAACUACACCACAACCGGUACAAAAUAACAUUGCCCCAGAACUGUUGUUAGCAGCGACAGGAACUGAUUUACUCGAUAAUUUCCAAGAUACUGUCAGUGACGUUUCUGAAAACAUCAAUGAGGCAGUAAGCGAUGUUGCAGAUACAGCAUCAGACCUUACUGGAGACCUUCUUGACACGACUAGUGACAUUGCUGAUGGUGCGGGUGAUGUUCUGGACAGAUUCGAUAACACUAUGAUAGAUUCUCUAAAUGAAAUGUCAGAUAAUGUGGAAGAUAUGGUCGAAGAUAUGUCUGAUAAGCACGAGACAUUAAGCAAUUCGGAAGUUUUAGGUGUCGAAGACCUCUUAGAAACAAUGGAAGAGCAAGUAGAAGAUGCUUUAGAACUCCUUGGCGAACCAAGAGAUAUGAUAGAGGAAAUUAUUGAAAAAGCUGAAGACUUAACGGAAGACUUAAACGAUAUGGAUGGUUCUGAUGGAGAUGACUCCAAUGAUGAUAAAGAAAGUGACAGUGAAGACGACGAUAAAGAAAGUGACAGUGAAGACGACGACAAGGAUGAUGAUGACAGUAACGAGAAAGAAAACGACAGCGAUGAUGAUGAUGAUGAUGAUGAUGAUGAUAAAGACGGUGAUAGUAGUGACGAAAAAGACGACUCUGAUGAAACUGAUGAUGAUGAUGAUGACGACGAUGAUGAUGACAAUGAUGACGACAAUGACGACGAUGACGAUGACGAUGAUGAUGAUGAUGGUGACGACGACGAUGACGAUGACGACAGCAGUGAAGACGACAACGAUAAUGAUGGUGAUAAAGAUGAUGACAGCGACGACGAUGGUGAUCAGAGUGAUGACAAAGAAGAUAACGACAGCGACGACGAUGACGACGGAGAUGACGACAACGACAAUGAUGGUGAUGAAGAUGAUGACAGCGACGACGAUGAUGAUCAGAGUGAUGACAAAGAAGAUGAUGACAAAGAAGAUAAAGACAGCGACGACGACGACGACGACGACGACGACGGAGAUGAUGGAAAUAAUGAAAGUGAUGAUGAUGAUGAUGAUAAGCAUGAGGACAAACAGAAUGAAGAUGACACUGAGAGAGAUGAUAGUGAUGACAGGUCUGAGGAUGUGGGUGAUAUAUUUGAAGACAUUUUCGGUGACCGAGAUAUUCCUGAUGAUGUAAAGGGCGCUUCGCAAGACAAAGAUCAAGACAGAGAUUCUGAAGACAAUGACGAUACUGGCUUAUUCAAAACAGACUUCCUUUCUGAUAGAUUUGACUUAUCCUCUCCUGAUUCCAAUACAGACAACGAAAACAAGGGUUUAUUUUCUACAGACUCCCGUGAUUCAGAACGUUCUGACGACGUUUCAGAUAUAACUGACGGCAUUCAAAACAUGGCUUCUGAUUUAUUCAGCGGGGAAUUACCAAAAGUAAAAGAAACACAAGAUUUUGACAUCGGAGAAAGGUUUAAUUUUGAACCGCAAUUACCUGAAAUGAACAUAAGGGAUACUAUAAACGAUGGUGCUGAAUUUAUGCGUGACGUUGUAAGUGACGGUGCUGAAACUUUACGUGACGUCACUAACAUGGAUGACUAUGGUUUUGGACAAUCAAACUUUAACAUGGAAUUUCAGAAUCCAUUAAGUCACGUGGGUGAAUUUGUGAGUGACAUUUCACAGACAUUUGAAGAUCGCCCUGCUCCUGACUUCUCCAUCCCCGAAUUUUCGCUGGAUACGUCAUCACUCUUGCCGAACAGAAAUGACAAUUUUGAAAAUAGUUGGUUUGAAAGAAGUGAAAGUACAUUUGACAACAGUGAGCCAAGUAACUUUGAAAGAACGUCAGAUUUUGACCGUGAUUCCCAUUCCGAAAAUGAAGAAUCAGAUUUUGAAUCUUCGUGGGGAGAAUGAUCGAAAAACUCACUUAUAUACUUUGAGGACAAGUCUCUGAAUUAAGUAAUUAAUUUAUAUCUAAGGAAUUAUUCCACAUCUUAGGGGAAAGAAUGAUAUCGGAUGAUAAGUAAGACUAAUAUCUCCGAAAGAGUGAUAAACUUCCUUUAUUUAUACAUUAUAUUUAUAUAUUCUUUUCUUUUAUUUUUUUGCUAUCAGUAGAAGAAAAACCCAGAAACUUACUUCGGUCACAUUGCUUUAAUAAGGUUUUUUUUUUUAUAUCAUAUGUCAAGUGUUUUGGGUAAUUGAAUUUUAUCCUAUCACGCGAGGUAUGUAUUCUUUUAUUUUACAAAAACGAAAUUUCUGAAAUCACAAAUCUCGUGCCACAGAUAAAAUAUAACUAUUUGAUAAAUCACUGACACAAAUUAUGCAAAAACAAAAUAAGCCCUUAUACUGACGUCAUGUAAAUUAUUAUCAUAUGGUUUUAAAUAUUUCAUAUUAGCUCAAUUGUUGCCUGCCUUCUGUCCUUCAUAACUAUUCUAUAUAAAUGAAAUGGUAGAUUUUCCUAUGAUCUUCAAGAACAAGAAUAAGAGAGAAAUGCUUGCUGCUUUUACAUUAUUUCUUUGUAACAUUUGUUUAGUUUUACA